AUGUGGGACGCGAUCCUAGCGAUGGGACGCGCCGCCUUGGCCGAAGCCCAAAGGGGGGACGUCUACGACGAGAAUCGGGAGGAUCCAGUCGAUUUGGACUCCAUUCCUGGCCCCGAUGCGACGGACCCUUCCACUGCGGUCAGACUCACUGUGGAGAACUACGAGAGUUUCCUGAAUUUGCCUUUGGAUUUUCAGGGGUUCUGUGUUCAGAGUCUGGUUGCACGGAAAGGCUUGCUGGUCCCGGGCAAUCCAGCCUUGGGAGUGGUGAGGUAUGCUGGAAGAUAUUGUGUCUUCUCUUCGGAACGUGCCAUGGCGGAGUUCUGUACCGAGCCGGAUCGCUUCUUCGCGGGCGUGCGCGAGGCAUGCUACCGCCAGCCUGAGUUGAUUCACCUUCUGCGAGUGCAUGAGGACUUUCCCAGGUCCUCGCUUCAAGCCAUCCUGGAGAUGAUGUCAGGGCAGCAGUCUGUGAUGCUGGCGGACGUGGCUUGCGAGACGCCCUUACACUUUCAGGAGAGUUACAUCGACAAGAGCUAUGAGUGGAACGAGUGGAAACUUCGGCAGGAUGCCCUCCAUGUGGCUGAUAUCCGGCGCAAGACGACCUCCACCACUCAGACGGCCUUUAGCCACCUCCGAAGGGAAAACGAGACGCAAGUCUACCUACCCAAGGAAGCUGCCACCAGCACCAGCACCUCGCGGGGAACCAAUCCUCCCAGGCUCAAAAAAUACUUCGUGGGUCUCCGUGGUGUGCCUCAACCAAUGCAAGUUGCCGAAUGCAGAUACGAUCUUUGA
Molecule: messenger RNA, 789 nt
Organism: Cladocopium goreaui
Lineage: Eukaryota; Dinophyceae; Suessiales; Symbiodiniaceae
Source: the annotation of a GenBank genome assembly